Molecule: messenger RNA, 5209 nt
Organism: Pantherophis guttatus
Lineage: Eukaryota; Metazoa; Chordata; Lepidosauria; Squamata; Colubridae
Gene: KCNK10
Product: potassium two pore domain channel subfamily K member 10
Biological process (GO): potassium ion transmembrane transport; stabilization of membrane potential
Cellular component (GO): plasma membrane
Molecular function (GO): outward rectifier potassium channel activity; potassium ion leak channel activity
Source: RefSeq, a predicted model, not a curated record
CUGCUUAAGACCGCUUCCCCAACCCAGCCAAGCGCGUCUCCGCUGCAAAACUCCACCUAACAACACCGCAAUGCAAUCUCCUCCUCCAGGCGAGAAAGCGAGCCAGCGCCGUCUUCCCUCUGACCCGAAAUUAAUUUGUUUGUUGGCUGCAGCUCUGAGGGCAGGAAAAAAAAUUUUUUGGGAAUUUAUUUAAUCCUUCCCUUCUCCUUGUGCAAAGGAAGCAAUGAAAUUUCCAAUCGAGACUCCAAGAAAACAGGUGAACUGGGAUCCUCAAGUGAUUGUGCCGGCAACUGUUCCCUCAGGUUGUGUGCCUGUGACCAAUAAGACUAAUAUACCCAAGCCAGCACCACGACUCUCUAUUUCAUCUCCUCGGGCAACUGUGAUUGCCACUAUGGAAACCCCCUCACAGGGUUUGCAGACAGUCAUGAAGUGGAAAACAGUGGUAGCCAUUUUCUUUGUGGUAGUGGCCUAUCUGGUCACAGGAGGUCUUGUGUUUCGUGCUUUGGAACAGCCAGAAGAAAGCAGUCAGAAAACCAGAAUUGCCAAUGAUAAAGCAGAAUUCCUCCAAGAGAACAACUGUGUAUCCCAGCAGGAGUUGGAGGCAUUGAUUAAGCGGGUUAUGAAUGCUACCAGUGCAGGAGUCAACCCCGUUGGAGAUUCUUCUAAUAGCAGCAGCCACUGGGACCUUGGAAGUGCCUUUUUCUUUGCAGGAACUGUCAUUACUACUAUAGGUUAUGGAAAUAUUGCCCCAAGCACAGAAGGCGGAAAAAUUUUCUGUAUUUUGUAUGCCAUCUUUGGGAUCCCACUUUUUGGCUUUCUGCUAGCUGGCAUAGGUGACCAGCUUGGAACCAUCUUUGGGAAGGGCAUUGCACGAGUUGAAAAGGUCUUUCGAAAGAAACAAGUGAGUCAGACAAAGAUUCGUGUGAUCUCUACCAUUCUUUUCAUCCUGGCCGGAUGUGUUGUUUUUGUCACCAUUCCAGCUGUCAGUUUCAAAUAUAUUGAAGAAUGGUCAGCCCUGGACUCUUUUUAUUUUGUCGUCGUCACUCUGACCACAGUUGGUUUUGGGGAUUUUGUGGCAGGAGGAAAUGCAGAAAUCCCUUACCGGGAGUGGUACAAACCCUUGGUAUGGUUCUGGAUCCUUGUGGGCCUUGCAUAUUUUGCUGCUGUCCUCAGCAUGAUUGGAGACUGGCUGCGGGUUAUUUCAAAGAAGACUAAAGAGGAGGUUGGUGAAAUAAAAGCCCAUGCGGCAGAAUGGAAAGCCAACGUGACAGCAGAGUUCAGGGAAACACGGCGGCGGCUCAGUGUGGAGAUCCAUGACAAACUUCAGAGGGCAGCCACCAUUCGGAGUAUGGAACGCAGGCGUUUAGGUCUGGACCAGAGAGCCCACUCCCUGGAUAUGCUGUCUCCAGAGAAACGUUGUGUCUUUGCUGCCUUGGGCAACAGCCAUUUCAAGGCUUCAUCUCAGGAAAGCAUCAACAACAAGCCUAACAAUCUGCGCCUUAAAGGAUCAGAGCAAUUGAGCAAACAUGGGCAGGGGGCAUCUGAGGACAACAUCAUCAACAAGUUUGGUUCUUCAUCCAAGCUGACCAAAAGGAAAAACAAAGACCUGAAAAAAAGUAUCCCGGAAGACGUGCGGAAAAUCUAUGAGUCCUUACGGCACUACUCCUUGGAUGAGGAGGUGAAGAAAGAGGAGGAGGAUGACGACUUGGAGAAGGUGUGUCACUCGGCACACUCCAGUACUGCCAUUCUUACCAAUUGUAUUGAACAACACAUGGACCUGGAGAAUGGCAUGCUCCCCACUGAAACCAAAGAAAGGGAACACGAAAAUAAAUCAUUACUUGAAGACAGGAAUUAAAUGUAGAUCAUUCUUUGACUCUAAUGAGCCAGUGUUAGUCUUUUAUAUAUGUACAUGAUCUAUAAAUGUAUGUAUCAAGACACGUGCCUUAUACAGACCUAGUUCAGUCUGAAUUGCAUAGCAUCCUAGAAUAUUUCACUGUGCCAUAAUGACCGAAGCUUGCUCUGCCAAAAGAAAUCAGAGAUAAUACACUGGAGAAUGGCAUCUGAAGGUGGAGUAUUGACAGUGUCAGCCUACACUGUAUGCGUACAAGGGGGGGAAAUUCCAAAGGAAGAUGGUAAUGCAACUGGAAAGGUGAACAGCAUGGUAGGAAUGUGUGAGAGCAAAGACAGACACAUUAGAAGAUCAUUUGGGAAAGGAGGCAAUGGAGCCGGCAUGAGUCUUUCCAGUGGAUUGCAAGUUCUUUCUCUCACUGUUGAAUACUUUUGAUUGAAAAGUAAAAUAAGAGGCUGAACUGUCAACUUUUAAGGCAGUGUUUCUGUUUUGGCAUAAGAUCCAAGUAUGAGGGUUCCCUCAUUUUAUGUUUUGAAAAAUCAAUGAGCCUUCAGAGAUCCCUGCUUCCCAAAUUAAAAUGUUUUUAUGCACAAGAAAAGUAUCUGGAUGCUGGGAUGUUAUCAGUAAAGACAACAGUAUGUCUUUUUCAGAAACAAGAAAAGAAAACGUAAAAACAGCUCAUUGUGAAUAUUUGUCAUGCAAAAUGAAAAAAGGGAAAGAUGAUGAAAAACUUCUGCCUUUGGAAGAAAUUCAUCUUAUACAGUAAACUAAUACUAUGCUGGGGGGGGGGACUUCAAAAUUUAAGCAACUGCAGAGUGUUAGGAAGGAAAAUAUAAACUUGUGCUUGGGUCAAUAAUCAGUGAAGUUCUUUUUUUAAAAAAAUUACGAUCAUACUUUCUAUUCCUGAAGGAGCUUCAGUUUUAACACUGUAAUACACUAAAAAUAGAAAGUUAAACCUUGCAUGAUGUCAACAGUUUGCUAUUCUCUGUAGCAGAAAUUCAUUAAAAAAGACAUGUCAUAUACGAUGUAUAGUAAAGGGUGGGGCAACUUACAAACCUCAGGGCUUUGUGUCCCUAUUGGUGGUUAAGCUUAAUGUAAGAGAAAGAUGUCCAAAAUUCCAGGAUAGUAAAAAGGAAACUGGUGGUAAUGUUUGAGUAACUAUUUUAAGUGCUUAGAGCUUUAAGUGCGAUUAAUAACUUCAUAUUGUGAAGUCUUUAAUCACCUAUUUUUUAAAUAACUUUCUUUAAAGUUUAAAGUUUUUUUUCUUAUUUGAUCCUUCUCUCCACAGCAACUGAGCAAAUUCACUUUUAGUGUUAUACCAAAUAAGAAAACACUAUCACUUAUGCAUUUGUUGUUCUUUCCAUGUGGAAAGCACAAAUCGUUUCAGAUUUCAAAACAGAUGUUAAAUGAAAAUGUAGGAGAGAGUUGAUUAAUUAGAAUUAUAAUGCUUGGAUCUCUCCCUCCCCCCCACUCUCUCCCCCUCUCCCUCUCUCCCUCUCUUUGUGUGUCUGUGAGAUGAGGAAAGAGAAAAAGAAAUUAGUUCUUGGUGAAUGUUUGAAUGGAAAUUUGCUUGGAAUACACAUGCAGAUUGACAUACAUUAGCAUCCUUCAGCUACCAUUCAGAGAACAUCUGUAAAUACUAUAGAGUUCCCCAAAUACUAUUUGUAAUGUUUUUAAAGGAUGCCAAAGCCAUUGCUGCACUUUUUAAUUUUCCUGCUUUCAUAUGAUCAGCCCAACAUAAUUUAUGGAGAGUGUAUUUGUAAUGCUGUCAUUUCAAGCAUCUCAGUUAUUUGCACCAGUCUAUAGUUAAAGAAAUCUUUAACUCCUUCUUUCUUUGCUAUUCCUGUCUAAUCCAUAAAACAGUGAAGAUGUAGACCCAGAAUCAAAUCCUUCUUCAACUAUGGAGUUUACCAAUUGCCUUGGGAAUUUCCAAGUUUGCACAAUGAUUAUCAGAAAAAUAAAAGAUGAACUGAGAGAGACACAUAUGUACCAUCCUCAUCAUCUUGGGGGAAAAGACGUAACAGAAGACACUUUUUAAAAUGUAUCAUCCACUUGACUGUUUAAAAUAAAAGUCCCAUUCUCUGAAGCUAAAAUGAACUUUCAGUAUGUGGGUAUUGGACAGUAUGUUCCAUGAUAUCAAAGGUUGCAGGUUAAGGAAAGCUGCAGCUAAUAAAUAAUGGAAGAGAGUUUCCACCGUCAAUUCCCCCAAAGAAGGCUCAUGCUGUUCUGCAUCUUAGCUCACACCGAGAAAGAACAUUUGGAGCAAAGAAGAAAAUUGUAUGAAAACCACAAUGCUGCUAACGGGAGAAGAAAUACUUUUAAAUGACCCUACAGCUACACACUACACAUAAUUUAAAUUGCAUUUUGUGUAAAUCUUAAUCUGAUAAUCAUAGGUGUCAAUUCUAUGCAGGAGAGUGUGCAGAAAAAGGGAGAAGAGAUGGAAUAUAAUGUCCUCUGUUCCAGGUAUAGAAAAUAAUGAAUUUAGCAUGCAGCUGAAGACUAGGAGAAAUGGCCGCCUAUUCCCAGCAGCUACUAACAUUUGGCAGUUUAUUAUAUUCUCUGUAUGAAUCCAGAAGCCCAGUUAGUCCAAAAUACAGUUUCUGCCUUUACAAACCAGAUGCUUAAUAGGCACCCCAAAAGUAGGACAUGAGAACCAUCACAUUCUAUAGCUUGUGUUUGCCAUGGAAGGUUUUUUUUUUAAAAAAAAUUACUGUCAUAAUUUGAAUUAUGAUGAAAAUCUUUCCCACACACAUAGACAUGCACACAAGCUAUAUUUGCCUUAGGUGAGGAUUUAGUCCUGGUGCCAUUGUAUAUGAAAAUGGAUUGACCUACUUGUGUUCACCACAGUGCAUGGCUUUCAGUUUAAAGGAAACAUGAAACAGAUUCAUAUUUCUGUUGAGUGAAGACAUUGUGAUGUACCACAUAGGAGGCCAGAUACAGAAACCUUUGUGGCCAAAAUGGGAUGAUUGGCUGUUAGAUUGACAUUUUUGGGCAAGCAACCUGAAGCCAUGUGGUUCAGAAUGUGUCAGAUAAAAGAGUGAUGCUGUAUAAAUUCAUAUAUUAAAAAUGCAGAGUGAUGUCAUUUCCAAUGCACACUUUAAAAAAAGGCAACCCUUCUUUACAAUACUUGAAAUCUGUGGAUUUAGAGAACUAAGAUAGCUGCUAAUGCUGCCCAGUUGGCCUGCAUAAGCAGAGACUGGGAAUCAGUUUAACAUGCAAUUUUGUAUGGUACAGAGAGUACAGACUAAUCUAAUUUGCUCAUAUGAAACUGAUAUUUUAAUUUUAAAUGCCUGAUCUUUCAAACUUGGAACAUUGUGUAACAUUUUAGGAAAAUAAAGGUAAAAACUUGGUUAAAUUAAA